AUGGCGAGCAGCACGGAGGAUUACGGGUCGGAGCUGCAGGAGUUGCAGUGGGGUGGUAGCACCGGGUCUCACUUCUUGCGCAAUGGUUCUCAAUUCAUGAGAAGCGGAACUGGUGCUUGCUAUGAGGCUGAGGACCUGGAACCGCAAAAUAGGCAUCAGAGCACCCAAAAUCGUGGAUACUACAGUCCCCCUGGAACCAGCUACACAAUUGUCGAAAGGCCUCCCAGUGCCCCCCAACAUCACUCCUCCCACACCACCCCUUAUCGGCACAGAGGGCACACUACUUCAACAGGACCCAUUUCGCCGGAACAAGUCAUUAGACUCUUCGGCACUGGACUCUCUUCCGAUAGGCGGAAAGGUGAUAGAAGAACUCCAGCUUCCAGUCCUGCUAGUGUUUCUGCUCUCAGGAGUUCCUCCUCUUCUUCACAGCAACAGCAACCGAACGCUCUAAGUCCUCAAACACCCCCAGGGCCGCAAGCCCUAAGUUUGCAGGAACUCACUGUGAGAACAGUAACAAUGACAAGAGAACCGCCAGAAUCUCACCAUGGCUUUGGCAUCUGCGUUAAGGGUGGCAAAGACGCCGAUGUGCAGUCAGGGGUGGGAGUCUACAUUUCGAGGGUGGAAGAAGGUUCGGUGGCUGAACGUGCUGGACUGAGGCCAGGAGACACCAUCUUGGAAGUGAACGGCACGCCCUUUCGGGCUGUCACCCACGAGGAGGCUCUCAAGAUGUUAAAGUCCUGUCGGACGUUAAGUAUGACGGUACGAGGUCCAGCCCUGGAUCCUCGAUGCAGAGGUGGUCAUCCAGUGUGGACCUCUUCCGGAAGACAACAAUCUUGUAGUUGGAUGGACCGACAGGGCCGCCCAGCAUCUCCACCCCCGCUUCAUCCGCGGGAUUCUCGAUAUGGUCCAAGGUCACGCAAGGUUGAACUUUGCAUAGAACCGGGUCAGUCCUUGGGGCUUAUGAUCAGAGGUGGUCUGGAGUACGGUUUGGGUAUUUAUGUCACCGGGGUCGACAAAGAGAGUGUUGCUGAUCGUGCCGGACUUUUGGUUGGAGACCAGAUAAUUGAAGUUAACGGACAAAGCUUCGAGGAAGCAACUCACGAUGAAGCCGUCCAGAUCUUGAAAACGAAUAAGAGGAUGUCCCUUCUGAUUCGUGAUGUUGGCAAAGUUCCCCAUUCAUGCACGACAAGUACGCCGAUGGUCGCUCCUGUAUCUAGGUAUCAGGAUCACGAUUCAUUGCUCCUGGAGAGUUCUGCAAAUCAUCGAUCUCCUAGUCCAAUCACUAACGAAUGGAGACAUCGAGGCAUCCACUCAAUGUCGGCAGCCACUGCAGCAAUGGUGGAGGAGAAAGCGAGGGUAGUUCUUGCCAGGAGUGAAAGAGCAGCCCUCUCACAACUUCUCGCUGAUUACAGAACACGAAGGAUAACAGUUGAGGAACUCGUCUCAAGUCUCGCGGAUCUUCUAAAUACCAACGAAAAGCUUACAUUACUUAUAGAGCUCAGGGAGCUCAUUGAAGGCAAAGACAGAGCAGUCUUUGACGACUUAGUCUACAGGCCGCGUCUUGCAGUGACUAAUAGACGAAAAGGAGAUCGAGCCCAUUCGGAUUUGGUGGUGACGCCUUCCCUUCACGACCUUCCGAGGGGUGUAUCCGGCGGUUGUUGCCGACCAGGACGACUGGUGGACGUCGAGGGAGAUCCCCUGGGAGUGACGGGACCACCUCUACAACGGGAAAACCAGGAAUAUAGGUCGCCCAGCGAGGACAGCGGUCUCGGGGCUGAUAUGCCCAGGACCAGAGUGGGCUGCAGAAGGGGUCAGCAGCACCAGGUCGCCACCUCUGACCUCGCCCUCUCCAACGAUGACGAGUGUGACAAUCAGGACUACGACGAUGAUAUCGAAAAUGAUCGAGGUCGUCGGCAUAGUUCCCCCGGUGGUGCUCGUGGAAACCCUCGGGAUUACCAUCAUCAGCUUCAUACUGAAAAUAUGGAGAGCGACGGAGGUUGCGAUGGUAGCGACGCCGAGAUGAUCGGUAACGGAAGGAGGAGAGAUCGUGAUCGCGAUACUGUGGAUGAUGAAGAAGGAAGGGAGGAGAGGAACUCGGAGAGUGGGGGAGGUUUCGGUGGUUGGAGGUCUCACCUACUUGGUGGCCUCACUCAACGUGUGAAAUCCUGGUACUGGGGCGCCAGGCCCCUCGAACUCGCGCACAAGUUAUCUCGCAGCUUCGACAUGCAGGGAGCUCAGCUCCUCGACGAAAAUGGUUCAGGAAGUGGAACUACCGGAAGUGCCGGUUCAGGAGGACCACCUCGAAGACACCACAGUGCCCAAAGAUUAGCUAGAGGUGAUUUGUCUGAAAGACGAGAAGAAGAUGCGGCUCUAGUUGUUCCAGAUCAUCAGGGUAACCUAAGAAUCACUGUCAAGAAGACCAAGUCGAUUUUGGGUAUUGCCAUCGAAGGAGGAGCCAAUACCAAACAUCCCCUGCCCAGAAUAAUCAACAUUCAUGACAAUGGAGCAGCUUAUGAAGCUGGCGGCCUCGAGGUGGGUCAACUCAUUCUCGAAGUCGACGGGCGCAAGGUCGAAGGACUACACCAUCAAGAGGUAGCCAGACUAAUUGCAGAGUCCUGGGCACGUAGGGAUCGCAACGAGAUUGAGUUCCUCGUCGUCGAGGCGAAAAAGAGCAACUUAGAGCCGAAACCAACGGCUCUAAUUUUUCUAGAAGCGUAGCAGGAAUCUCCCACCUCAGAGCCAGAGCCACCAUAGCCAAGAGCCCCCAGAGUACUUGUUUUGAGAAAAGUCGAUUUGGAUGCUGAAGAACAAGAGAGUGCCGGAUGAAAAAGUUAUUGGGUUCGAAAUGAGAAUUCUCUUCCUGCUUAUAAAUGUCACACUCAAGUGAUAUAUAGUUUGAAGGCAAAAGAAGCGAGUCCACAGAACAAAGAUAGAAAAUCAGAGAUAAUAGAACAGCAAGAGGAAAAACAAGGCAACUAUUAGACAAGCACA
Messenger RNA from Belonocnema kinseyi, 2991 nucleotides. It is a transcript of the gene dysc, whose product is annotated as whirlin-like. Gene Ontology annotation, molecular function: protein binding. Bases 1 to 2718 code for a protein of 905 amino acids. Gene Ontology annotation, cellular component: plasma membrane; cilium; stereocilium tip. The transcript is spliced from 15 exons. The record is from RefSeq and is a predicted model, not a curated record. Lineage: Eukaryota; Metazoa; Arthropoda; Insecta; Hymenoptera; Cynipidae.